Molecule: messenger RNA, 673 nt
Organism: Panicum virgatum (switchgrass)
Lineage: Eukaryota; Viridiplantae; Streptophyta; Magnoliopsida; Poales; Poaceae
Product: heavy metal-associated isoprenylated plant protein 2-like
Exons: 2
Coding region: 1-399 (132 amino acids)
Source: RefSeq, a predicted model, not a curated record
AUGUACCUGCAGAAGACGGUGAUCAGAGCUGAUCUCGUCGGCAGCAGCUGCAAGAUGGCCAUCCUGUCGACCGUCGCCAAACUAGAAGAGCCUUUUUCCAGUAGUGAGAACUGCACGCUGACGGUGGUCGGGGCGGUGGACCCGGUGGCCAUCGUCCUGGAGCUCAAGAAGGCGUGCCUGGUGGCGGCGAUCGUCAGCGUCGAGGACGACAAGCCGAAGGACCCCGAGCCGGAGCCCGUGGAGCCGCCGAAGGUAGACGACGACGAAGAUCCCUGCCGCUGCCGAGAUGAGGAAUGCUGCGUGCAGGCCUGCCAGAAGGGGUGCGUGCCUGGUUUAUGCUACUGCUGCUACUACACAGCAUUCAGGCCCGCGCCGUAUGGCUAUGGAUGGCACUGGUAGUGACCACGACCAGGUCACCAGGCAUGGUAGAUGAUACCAUGAGAUCAGGCAGGUCGGAGGCGAAUGCACCAUCCGGUAUCCAACUAUAUCUGCAGCUCUUCGUGUCUUCGUGUCUGACAAGGAAAAAGAAACAUUACUGUUUUUUUACACCAAAAGAAACAUUACUUGGCUUUCAGACAGAUUCCAGUAUGUCUGUGUAUGUGUGAUUUGAUUGUACACCAGUUUUCAUUUCUUCUUUCGUUGUACGGAAUACCUUUUUUUCUAAGAAUGUUGU